Aegilops tauschii subsp. strangulata is the source of this 635-nucleotide messenger RNA. RefSeq names its product histone H4. Gene Ontology annotation, molecular function: structural constituent of chromatin; protein heterodimerization activity; DNA binding. Gene Ontology annotation, cellular component: nucleosome. The record is from RefSeq and is a predicted model, not a curated record. NCBI's taxonomy places the organism in Eukaryota, Viridiplantae, Streptophyta, Magnoliopsida, Poales, Poaceae.
GAGCGCCAUCCAACUCACCUCGCCACCACACCGCCGCAACCACCACCACCACCAGCAGCACACACUCAGAAGCGAAGAUGUCCGGCCGCGGCAAGGGAGGGAAGGGCCUCGGCAAGGGCGGCGCCAAGCGCCACCGGAAGGUGCUGCGCGACAACAUCCAGGGCAUCACCAAGCCGGCGAUCCGCCGUCUUGCCCGCAGGGGCGGCGUGAAGCGCAUCUCGGGGCUCAUCUACGAGGAGACACGCGGCGUGCUCAAGAUCUUCCUGGAGAACGUCAUCCGCGACGCCGUCACCUACACCGAGCACGCCCGCCGCAAGACCGUCACCGCCAUGGACGUCGUCUACGCGCUCAAGCGUCAGGGGCGCACCCUCUACGGAUUCGGCGGCUGACCUGCGCCCGCUGCUCCAAUCUCCAAUCUCCAUCGACUCUGACUCUGCUAGCUGCUGUUCUGGUGCUAUGGUUUCGUUUCUGAGUGCGUGCGUUGUUGGUCCAUCGGUCUGUGUAGUUAGUGGAAGGCGAUGGAUCUGAAUGCAGUCAGUUCGUCAGAGUGCGUCUGUUGUUCUAUCGGUCUCUGUAGUCAGUUCCUCAGUGGAAGGCGAUGAAUAUGAAUGCAAUGGGGUCGUUGGUUCUUUCUA